GGGGAGCCCCUGGGGGAGUCAGGGCGCACAGGGGGGGCUGGGGAGCCUCAGGCAGUGGUGACAGCUCAGCAACCAGGGCCCCCUCUGCCCCGCCUCAUGCCGGCGGGGGCCGCGCCAGGUGCCCCGAGAUGAAGCGAGCCGGGGCGCUGCGGCAGGUCUCCGACUUCAGCGACUUUGUCAGCGGCCGGCGCCUGCGGGAGCUGCUGAGCCAGCGUGGGCCGGGCGAGGCGCCCCACCACGUCCAAACCAGCCCAGAUGGGCAGCACCUCCUGCUGCUCCUGCGUGGUCGGCCGGCACUCCAGCCGCAGGUGCUCGCCUUCCAGCGCCUGUGCACCGGCGCGGGGGACCUGGAGAGGAGCUGGCAGCCGCCCCAGCCCCCCAUCACGGGGCUGCUCUUCCUGCAGAGCCCCGCAGCGUGGACCCCCUGGGUGCUGGCCAUCGUCUGGGAGCAAGGCAGGACUGAGGUGUGGGGGUUCGUGCCAGCGCUGGGCUGGCAGCUGCAGCAGACCCUGGAGUUGUGCCAUGGGGCCCGGGCUCGGAUCGUUUCCAUCUGCAGCCAGGGAGGCAGCCUGGUCUGGUGUGAGGAGAGGCCCCCCUCGGACACUCAUUUGGACCCAGGCAGGGGGGCCUUCAGGUACUGCAUCUGCACCAGGGCUCUAGAGGUGGGGGAGCAGGGGGCACACCUGGGCGCCAUGAGGAUAGUGGUGCACAACAGCCCCCAGUAUCAAGUCCUGGCCUCACCCCAGCAUGUCUUCCUGGUGCCCACUGGUGCCACCUUUGCCAGCGUCUCCACGUUCCUGCUCACCUGGUGCCCUCGGGAGGCUAAAGUCACCAUUGUGGCCCCGUCUGGCGGGUUCGUCCACAGCAAAGUCCUGCACUCCAGUGACUUCAAGAAGCUCGUGUUUGGAUCCGUGGGUCUCCUGUUGUCCAUGGCACCUCUGGACAUUCAUACUUGUGCCCUGUCCAGCUGCGGGGGGCUCCUGCUGCUCAGCACACAAGGCACGGUCUGUCUGGUUCAGCCGGACGGGACCUGGAGACAGGUCUAUGAUCUGGGGGGCAGCUGCCUGGCCCAAGGAGACCCCGUGCAGCUGAAGGCCUUUGGCAGCACCCUGGCCUGCGGGCUGGCGGGGGUCUUGUAUCUCAUUGACUUGACCAGUGGGAGGCUGAUUGAGAAAAGACUCCUGAGCUCCAAAGAGGUGCAUUUCCUGGAGUCCCCGAGAGGGGCGGAGGAGAUACAGCUCCUCACCCCGACUGGCAUCUAUUGCUUCAGCUUCUUCAGCCCGGAGGAUGGUGGCAGGCCCGAGCCCGCUCUGGUGGAGAUGGUCUUUGAGGAAGCCUGCAAGUACUACCAGAGACGGAGCCUCAGCAGCUCCCAGCUGACGGUGGAGAAGCUGAAGAAGGGGGACAUGUUCCAGGCACCCAUUGCGCUCUCCUCCAUCCUGCAGCACAGCCUGCCCUAUAAGGAGAGGGCAGCCAGGGCCCUCCCGGAGAUCUACACCAAGCUGCUGAGCACCUUGAGCAUGGAUCUCCAGAGCUACCUGAGCCUGGAGCUGCUCAAGUCCUGCAUCGUGGGCGCUUCGGAGAGUGAAGUCGACAGGUGCUGCGAGGAGCUGGUGGAGCAGGAGGUCAGCCGCCUUCUGCACUUGGACUUGGACAGGGAGAACCUGGCCUAUCUGAACGCUGUCUUCAGCUCCUUCCCCAGGGCCUCCUGGAAAGCUAUCCGGGGCAGCCUGCAGCUGCAGCAGAAUGGAGAUGGGCUCCUGGUCGCCAGGGCCACCCCAGACAUCUGGAAGAAGGUCUUGGGGGGGCCAGUCCCUAACUGGUCCCAGCAGGAGGAGCGGGGCGUCAAUGGAGCGGUCCCGCUCUUCGAGCUCAUCUGCGGCUCCCUGCACAGGUUCAAACCCAAGUGGCUGCCCAGCUUUGUGGAGCUGACCCAGCAGUACCUUGGAGCCUCCUGGACGUACAGCACCAAAGAGGGCCCCGAGGGCGGGGUGCCCCUCUACAGGAGAGCGCUGGCUGUUCUCGACAGGAAGCGCCACCCCAUGGCCACUGACCGCGAGAUGGAGAUCGAGCUGCUGCUGUGCAGUGCGCGGCCCAAAGCCGUCCUGCAAGCCGUGCAGCUGCUCGUCUGCCUCCGCAGGUGGCAGCGGGUGGUGGAGGCGGCCGAGAAAUUUUCCAAGCUCAGCCCGCUGCUCAACAAGGAGAUCUUCACCACCCUCCUGGCGCAGUUCGCCCAGCACAGGGACCUGGACCCAUACCUGGCCACCCUGUGGGAGCUGUGCCCCGCAGACUUGACCGUCUCGGACGUUCUCAGCAUCGUCCUGCAGCACCUCCCCAGCUCGGAGGGCGACCCUCCUCCCUUCUCUGCCGGGGGCGCCCCGCUGACCCUGGCCUUGCUGAAGCCGCUGUUGCACAAGGUGGCGCAGCAUCAAUGCACUCAGGACGAUCUUUAUGUUGACAUCUUGCAGGGCCCCCCGUUCCCGCCGCCCACCCCGCCGAGACAGCACAGGGCUGGCCCCAAGGCCGCCCCGGAAACACCGCAGCAGACGGGAGCGUGCAGGACUCCUUGCCUGGGCCGUAACCCAAGCGAUGCUGUAUGAAAAGCCGUGUGGACGGAAUGGGAGUGAAAACCUGGCGAGCAUGGGUAGGGGAUGCCCCCUGCAACAGCUGGGGUGGGGCAGCAAACGCCAGCUUCCCUCCAUUUCCAGAGGCAGAGACCAACUCUAGUUAAACCUUCCUGCCUCAAACAGACUCCCGAGAUGUUGCACCGUUCAUGAGGGGCGCGGUCCAGGCAAGACCUGGGGGAGGAUCACUGGGGUGUCUGUGGGGUUUUUACAGCUGAGGUAGUUUCCCCAGAGAAGGAGUGUGAGAGAGAGGGAGAGCUCUGACUGCAUGCGAGAGCCCCCCUCCUGGCCAACAGCACCCCUUUGAGUUAAACACUGGCUUCCCACCCUCUACAAAUGGAGCGUGGGGGAUAAAGUACAAGGUCUUAACGCAAAUUCCCGUUGCACUUCAUUUGUUUUUGAAAGUCCCCUCCUGUAACUUGCCGACGGCCAGGCUGUUUAGGAGCAGGCAUGCCCCUUGGCAGCACGAGAUUACUGGUGAAUGAACCCGCUCACGCGGGCACUGCUGGCCUGGACCCAGUCUCUAAAACCUCCCCAUUGCGGCUGUGUUCUGCUUCUGAGCUCCUGGCUGGCCGGUCUCUGGGCCUCAGGCCGGCGGUGCCCUUGGCAGCUGCAGCCCCGUCUGUUCAUUGCCUUGCUAGUUUGUCUCCCCCCCGUGGGAUCAGCUCAGCGGCUGCCCCAGGUGGUGAAUAGGCGAUUCCCGUAUGGCACCACAGAGAAGGUGCAAGCGCUGUCUGGGUCCCAGCCUGUCCUAAAAAUGACGGAGCUAGCGCUGCGCUGCGCGGGCUCGGGCCUGGGCCUGAGGCCGGCAGCUGUGCCCUGGCUGUCCCUUGCCCGCAGCGAGGCCCCGCCUGACCUAGGCAGCGCAUGCUGGUGUGCCUGUAGUGCAGGAGGCAACCUUGGACCGGCCUGUCCUUUUCUAUUCCCAGCCCUGCAACCUUUGCCCUGGGCUCUAACCUUAUCUCAGCCUUCUAAGAAACACAGGGUGCUGUAUCAGCCUUGUCUGGCCCUUCCCCGGCCUUCCUCUGCUGGCUGAGUCAGGGCAACCGGGGACCAGCUCGCCCCCUCUCCUGUCCAGGUUCCGUCUCUCCUGGGGGGACGCCAGACGCUGGUAGACUCCCUAUGCGAAUGCAGCCACCUCGGGGCAGGGCUUGCUUGGCUGGGAUUGGAACAGGAGACCUGGCUGCGCUCACAGCCCCUGUCUGAGGAUGGGCUGGGGGAAGCUCGUCUGGUUUGCUCCUCCCAGGGGAGUUUUGUUUUUUAAAUGGGUGAGGAAACAUUUUAAAGAAACCUAAGCUGCCCGUGAAGGGUCCUGGGGCAGCGCUGGGUUUAAUGGUGGCUGAGCGCAGCUGUGCAUCUAUUUAAAUGGGAAGAGGGGGCCCGACUGUCUGGGUGCUGAGCCCCCGCGGCUCCCACGAACUCCGGCUGGAGUUGGCUGCACUCUCAGCCCUGCUGACUGUCUGCAGGGAGGAGGCUGCACGGGCUGGGAGCACACGCAAGGGUUUGUGCAGGUCAGCGUGAGUUGGGGGCUGCCGGCUGACUGGUUUCUGGAGGAGGGGGGCGUAGGGAACUGGCCGGAUCUAACGCCUCCAGCCCAGAUCCCCACGGGUGGCGCUGUCCGCGCUCUGGGCAUCACAGGCAGUCGCUGGCGGCUCGUUGGGCGCUAGCCCUGGGCCAGGGAGGAACUUUUCCGAGGGCUCCAUGUGUCGCACCGGGAGGCAUGAGGAGGGCUCUGGGUGGUGCUUCAGCCAUUGUCUCUCCCACCCCCAGGGCCCAGCUGCAGUAGGUCAGGGCAGGCAGGGCGCCCGUGGGGCAGAGCAGAGUCUGUGCUGCACCAGCCGCUCCCUCUCCUGCCUCGCUCACCCCACUGCCCUCCUGUGCCUUUCUCUGGGCACAGGGCCCUACUUCUGGGGGGGAGCCCCUCCCUUCCAGCAGGGCCUCGCUAAUUAGCAGGGCAGGGAGGCGAGCCCCCGGAGCGUCUGCCACCUAACAGCCAGAAAUGGUGGUGACUCGACAAAGGCUCUGAGCCUCCUCCCCCUUCCACUGGGGGGUGGGGGUCGCUGCAGCCAGCCCAGCCCCAGAUGGAGGCGGGAGGUCACUCUGGCAGGAUGCAAUCAGCUGGGCUCCCUUGGGUUGCCGGGUCUAAGGGGCAGCCCCUGCAAGCAGUCGGCUGUGUUCAGGUGUUGGGCUGGCUGGGGGCUGUUUAUAGGUCUGGCGGAGGGGAGGUGUCUUCUGGAGUGACUGCCCGUCCCCUCUGUGCCUGGAUCUAGGGCAGAGCCCGGCUGUCAGGCAGCCCCCUAAGCUGUGAAGCUGCCUGGUCCCUGUUCCCAUCUGCGUUGAAGAUCAGGAGUGGGAGGCGGGUGCUUUGGGGAUUGUCUACACCAGAUCCCUUCACCUUGACUUACCUGAUCCUAUGGGUGAGCUACCCUGGCUGACCUGGCGCCAGGUUAACUUGAGGGCUCAAGCCUUAGUGUAGACAGCUCUCUGGGGCUGAGGCAGUGCAGGGACUGGCAGCGGGGUGACUUCCAAAACAGAGGGGAGCUGUACCUGCCUAGCCCCUUCUGCCCCAAUUACUGUGUCUUACACCCCAGUCUCUCUGGAGCAUGAAGGGGUCCAUGGAGCAUGGCUACCUUGGGCAGCUGCUGGGCUUGCGAAUGCAGCUGCUCCUUGGACAAGAGAAGCUGUUGUUUUAAGGGGUGGGGGUCGGGGAAGGGGCUGCUCCUGGGACCAGCUCAGCUCCCUGCCUACCCAGCUGCAGCUGCCUUGGUGGCCAGCAGGCCCUGUGCCAGCUUGGCCUCCCUCCGCUAGAUUUCCACCGCGUGUCAUUAAACAGCCGGCGCAGAACAUCUCACACCGGCAAGAGAAAAGAGUUUGAGGCCGAGUUGGGCGGCUCUUUGUUUGCACAAGGGAGGAGUCUUCAUGCUGUAGUUGGCUUCGCAAGCCACUGUCUAGUUGCUGUUGUCCUAUAUGCAAUAUUAAAAGGUGUUUAACGAGUGACA
Molecule: messenger RNA, 5623 nt
Organism: Dermochelys coriacea (leatherback sea turtle)
Lineage: Eukaryota; Metazoa; Chordata; Testudines; Dermochelyidae
Gene: HPS6
Product: HPS6 biogenesis of lysosomal organelles complex 2 subunit 3
Exons: 1
Coding region: 129-2600 (823 amino acids)
Biological process (GO): organelle organization; melanocyte differentiation; lysosome localization
Cellular component (GO): lysosomal membrane; BLOC-2 complex
Source: RefSeq, a predicted model, not a curated record